AUGGGGUUCUCGGAAGAACGCGACAUGACCCAUGUCCCCACUAUACCGGAGUACUACAAAGGAAAAUCGAUUUUUAUAACCGGCGGCUCUGGAUUCAUUGGGAAGAUAGUCAUCGAAAAACUACUGUAUUCCUGUACAGAUUUGGACAGGAUAUACCUGCUGAUGCGGCCUAAGAAAUCCGUGAGCCCGGACAAAAGACUGGCUCAAUUGUAUUCUACUCCUUGCUUCGAUAGGCUUCGCAAAGAAAAACCUGGCGUGUUUCAGUCCAAAGUCCUCGUUGUGCCUGGAGACGUCAUGGAAGAUGGAUUAGGUUUAUCAGACGAAGACAGGAAACUUCUCGCCGAACGAGUGAAUAUUGUCUUUCAUAUAGCUGCUAGUGUGAGAUUCGAUGACCCCUUGAAGUACGCGGUCAGAUUAAACUUGAACGGGACGAAGGAAGUCGUGGAACUAGCUAGGAGUAUGCACAACCUAUCUUCAUUCGUUCACGUGUCGACUAGCUACUCAAACACCAACCGCGAGGUCAUCGAGGAGGUGAUGUAUCCCCCUCACGCUGACUGGAGGGACACCCUGGAGAUCUGCGAGAAACUUGACGAGCACACGCUGAGGGUUAUGACUCCAAAGUAUCUCGGAGAGUUGCCCAAUACGUACACCUUCAGCAAGCAGUUAGCUGAACACGCUGUAUAUGAGCAGAGAGGACAACUGCCUGCUGUUAUAGUUAGACCGUCUAUAGUAAUAGCGAGCGCUGAUGAACCAAUUAGCGGUUGGAUUGAGAAUUUCAAUGGCCCCGUUGGAAUAUUUGUCGCUUGCGGAAAAGGCAUAAUGCGUACGUUGUAUACGAAGCCAGAUAUUGUAUCUGAUUACAUACCGGUGGAUAUAUGCGCGAAGAACAUUAUAGUCGCUGCCUGGGCUAGAGGAACGAAGCCUCUAGAAAGCUCGGACGACGUUGAGAUAUAUAAUUGCUGUUCUGGUGAGCUGAACCAAAUUAAUAUCCAGGACCUGAUCGAGAUGGCCAAGGAGGUAGGCGCCAGUGUCCCCCUGAAUGACGCCUUGUGGACAAUUGGAGGAAGCAUCACCACCUCGGAAAAACUAUACUACAUAAGGGUAUUGGUCCAACAUCUCUUGCCGGCGAUUUUUGUUGACAUAGUCCUUCGUAUAUUCGGCAAAAAGCCUAUGCUCUUCAAAAUUCAAAGAAGAAUCUACAUAGCGAAUCUAGCGCUUCGGUAUUAUAUAACGAAGCAAUGGACCUUCGAAAAUAAAAACUUCCUCGCGCUCAGAUCUAAAUUACUAGAGCAGGAUAAAAAACAAUUCUAUUACCUACUCGAGGGUAGAGAUAAAAAGGACUAUUUCUUGAAGUGCUGCAUCGGUGGAAGGAGGUAUCUGAUGAAAGAGAGAGACGAAGACAUCCCUAAAGCGAAGCUCCGAUUUCAGAGAAUGAUGGUCCUCGACAAGACAGUGCAAGUAAUAUUCUAUGGAUUACUCCUAUGGUGGUCCAUCAAAAUAUUUAAUUAUUAUUUCGGAAUCUACUGUAAUUUUUUUGUAGCCUGAUAAAUGAUUUUGUUAUGUGAAAAAAACAUUUAAUAUUUUUUAACGAUUUUUGUAUUUAGUAUUCGAUACA
Messenger RNA from Bombyx mandarina (wild silkworm), 1615 nucleotides. RefSeq names its product putative fatty acyl-CoA reductase CG5065. Lineage: Eukaryota; Metazoa; Arthropoda; Insecta; Lepidoptera; Bombycidae. The record is from RefSeq and is a predicted model, not a curated record.